Molecule: messenger RNA, 282 nt
Organism: Penicillium odoratum
Lineage: Eukaryota; Fungi; Ascomycota; Eurotiomycetes; Eurotiales; Aspergillaceae
Exons: 3
Coding region: 1-282 (93 amino acids)
Source: RefSeq, a predicted model, not a curated record
AUGUCUCAGUACGCUUUCUCAGGCCCCAAGACGUACAGAAGUCCUCCGAGCGGACCAAGCUUUAAGCCGAGGUAUGGCCGGUAUCUUCCUCUGGUCGCGGUGAUCGGUCUCGGAUUCGCCGGAUACAACUACUAUAAAGGAGUCCAAGUACGGCGCGAGCAGAUGAUGCGCGAAGAAGAGAAACGCCUUGCGAUGAACCAACAGCUCAUGGAUGCCUAUGGAAGCAAAGAGAGCCUGGAAGAUAUGCAACAGGCUUUGGAUGCGUAUCACCAGCGAGCAUGA